CGAAAACCUGAAAACCUGAAAAAUAAUCAAAGUUUUUAACCUUUUUUUUCCUUUUUUCUAAAAAAAAAUCAUAAUUAAUGUGGAAAAAAAAUAAUAUUCAGUUAAAUUAAUAUUCAACGCGAGAUAAAGGAGAUUCGGAGAGAAGCGGAGACGAGAAUAAACGUAAAUAAAGGAGAAAAUAAAGGAAGAAAAGAAGAAAACGAAAAGGACCAGCAAUGAGCCUCCUUCCUGCUUGGAUCCCUUUGUCUCUCGCGGAGGAUGAGGAGGCGUUGGGCUCAGGAGUUGGUAUAAAGGAGGAGCCCAACAGAGGCGUUUCGGAGGAGAUAUACUUGGAGAUUAAGGAAGAAGAAGAAGACGAUUACGCGGACGAAGAAGAAGGAGAAGAGAUUAAGGAAGAAGAAGAAGACGAUUACGCGGACGAAGAAGAAGGAGAAGAGAUUAAGGAAGAAGAAGAAGACGAUUACGCGGACGAAGAAGAAGGAGAAGAGAUUAAGGAAGAAGAAGAAGACGAUUACGCGGACGAAGAAGAAGGAGAAGAGAUUAAGGAAGAAGAAGAAGACGAUUACGCGGACGAAGAAGAAGGAGAAGAGAUUAAGGAAGAAGAAGAAGACGAUUACGCGGACGAAGAAGAAGGAGAAGAGAUUAAGGAAGAAGAAGAAGACGAUUACGCGGACGAAGAAGAAGGAGAAGAGAUUAAGGAAGAAGAAGAAGACGAUUACGCGGACGAAGAAGAAGGAGAAGAGAUUAAGGAAGAAGAAGAAGACGAUUACGCGGACGAAGAAGAAGGAGAAGAGAUUAAGGAAGAAGAAGAAGACGAUUACGCGGACGAAGAAGAAGGAGAAGAGAUUAAGGAAGAAGAAGAAGACGAUUACGCGGACGAAGAAGAAGAAGAAGAGAAGGAGCGGAGAAGCGGAGGAGUCGGCGAAGUGGGAGUGAAGCGGGAAUUGGAAGAAGAAGAAGAAGAAAGUCGCGAGGAAGUGGAAGAAGAAGAAGAAGAAAGUCGCAAGGAAGUGGAAGAAGAGAGAAGAAAGGAGAAGAAGAAGAAGAGAGCGGGGGCGAAACCGAACUACUUCCUGUGCGAAGUGUGCGGCAAGACCUUCUGCAACAAAAACAACGUGCGGGUGAUGCACAUGAGAGUCCAUACGAAGGAGAAGCCCUACAGCUGUAAGGUCUGUGCCAGGGCCUUCGCGCAGAGUAGCUCCCUAAUGCAACACAUGAGAGUACAUACGAAGGAGAAGCCCUUCAGCUGCGAGAUAUGCAGCAAGUCCUUCACCGUGAAAUGCAGUCUAGUCAAACACAUAAGGGUACAUACCAAGGAGAAGCCUUACGGUUGCGAGAUUUGCAGCAUGGCCUUCUCGCAGAAGAACAGCUUGGUGAAGCACAUGAGAGUCCAUACGAACGAGAAGCCGUUUAGCUGCGAGGUCUGCAGCAGAGCCUUCUCGGAUAAAAACAACUUGGGGCAGCACAUGAGAGUACAUACAAAGGAGAAGCCGUUCAGCUGUGAGGUCUGCAACAAGGCCUUUGCGCAGAAUAGGUCCCGGGUGAUACACAUGAGAAUACAUACAAACGAAAGGCCAUAUAGCUGUAAGAUCUGCACCAAGGCUUUUUCGCAGAAUAGUACCCUAGAACAACACAUGAGAGUGCAUACCAAAGAGAAGCCUUUCAGCUGCAAGAUUUGCAACAAGGGGUUUACUUGGAAAAGUAAUUUAGUAACUCAUGUGAGAGUCCAUACCAAAGAAAAGCCUUACAGUUGCGAGAUCUGCAGCCAAUCCUUCUCGCAGAAAAACAGUUUAGUGAAGCACAUCAGAGUUCAUACGAAGGAGAAGCCAUUUAGCUGUGAGAUUUGCAGUCGGGCCUUUUCGGAUAAAUUCAACUUACGGCAACACAUCAGAAUACAUACAAAGGAGAAGUAUGACAAAUAGAAUACACAUAGAGGAGAAGCAUAAUAAAGACACUAUAUAUACAAAGGAGAAGCAUGAUAAAUAGAAUACACACAAAGGAGAAGCAUAACAAAAAUUGAAAGUAUACAAAGGAAAAGCAAGACAAAAAUAGAAUAUACACCAAGUAGAAGCAAAACAAAUAGAAUACAUACAAUGGAGCCCUAUAGUUGAGGUUUCUCAGAGAAAUAAUAUUUAGUAAUUAUGAGGAUACAUGCAAAGUAGAAGUCACAUAGGCAUUUUCUAAGAAAGGAAGAUGACUUCAGUACAUGUAAAGGUCAUAGGCCCGACAUAGAACAAAGUGUACCCUUACCGAGAUAAGGAAUUACGUAGGGCACCUCAAAAUAACCAAGAGGGAAAAAUUUACAAGGACGCUUCGCCUCGACAUUAUGUUGGGGGGCGGGAAGAUUGGUCUUAGACAUUGAAGAUUCUCUCUUUCAGAUAUGUGCUGUACAUGUUAUUCUCGGUGAU
Messenger RNA from Penaeus indicus, 2408 nucleotides. Its product is annotated as zinc finger protein 260-like. The record is from RefSeq and is a predicted model, not a curated record. NCBI's taxonomy places the organism in Eukaryota, Metazoa, Arthropoda, Malacostraca, Decapoda, Penaeidae. The transcript is spliced from 2 exons. Gene Ontology annotation, biological process: regulation of transcription by RNA polymerase II. The coding region runs from base 216 to 1922 and encodes 568 amino acids. Gene Ontology annotation, molecular function: DNA-binding transcription factor activity, RNA polymerase II-specific; RNA polymerase II cis-regulatory region sequence-specific DNA binding.